AUGAGCACUAGAAGAAAUAUCUAUCCUUCCUUCGACGACUGUCAACCUGACAGCAUCCAAGUCAAGAACACUGAUAGUGAUAACGAAAGAGAACUUGAUACUCCACCAAUGGCUUCCAACAUCAAUGAAUUAAAUCAAAGAGUUGAGUUAAUUGAAUCGAAUGUUGCAUCCGGAUUUGAACGACUAGCACGAAUGCUUGAAAGUGUAUUAACUCGUAAUGAACGGCCGGAAAUCGGUUAUCGAAGGUCACAACAUGAAUGUGAUAUCAUCACACUAACAGC
Messenger RNA from Ascoidea rubescens DSM 1968, 281 nucleotides. RefSeq lists its product as uncharacterized. The record is from RefSeq and is a predicted model, not a curated record. The annotation marks the transcript as partial. NCBI's taxonomy places the organism in Eukaryota, Fungi, Ascomycota, Saccharomycetes, Ascoideales, Ascoideaceae. The transcript has a single exon.